Messenger RNA from Capronia epimyces CBS 606.96, 1197 nucleotides. RefSeq lists its product as uncharacterized. The record is from RefSeq and is a predicted model, not a curated record. Bases 1 to 1197 code for a protein of 398 amino acids. Lineage: Eukaryota; Fungi; Ascomycota; Eurotiomycetes; Chaetothyriales; Herpotrichiellaceae. The transcript is spliced from 3 exons.
AUGCGAGCCGUCAACUGGGCUGUUACUGCUCUUCUUACCUGUCUUCAAGCUGCAUCAUCUUCCCACAUCCCGUCUGCCGACAUUCUCCCCUUCAACAUCACAAGAUCGACUGUGGAAGGAGACCUAAACUACAUCUCCCCAAUAUUUCCAAUUCUACCCUUCCACAAGUACCCUCAAAACCCCAUACUGACACCUAACCCAGCCAAUGAUUGGGAAUCGGCAUACGUGUACAAUCCUGCAGCCAUUGUGCUGAACGAGACCAUCUUCUUGCUCUACCGAGCUCAAAACGCCAGCAAGACAUCGUCAAUAGGCCUUGCUUGGUCUCAUGACGGCUAUAAAUUCACUCGAUUGAACAAGCCCGUCCUGUACGCCACCCUACCGUGGGAAGCGGGAGGGGGAACAGAAGAUCCUCGAAUUGUCCGUGUCAACGGGACGUUCUACCUGACCUACACGGGAUACGACCUGAACACCCCCCGACUAUGCAUCGCCACCAGUGAAGACCUAGUGCAUUGGACCAAGUUCAACCCUCCAUUCGCCGGGCUUGGAGAGUACAACCCCGUCGCCGCAACAUCCGAAGGGGCUGGUCGCGAUAGGCUAACAUCUGCUCCAGGCGGCGCUAUAGUCACCGAACAGACCUCGGACGGAUUAUAUCAUAUGUACUUUGGCGACAGCGUCAUGUACCACGCGACAUCAACGGACCUACUGAAUUGGACAGCUUCGUCAGAGCCGUUCGCCACGCCCAUGAAUCCUUGGGAGAACGGACUAAUUGAGCCUGGGCCGGCGCCGAUCAAGACCCGAGACGGACGCUGGUUGUUGAUCUACAACGGCAUGACUACCGGCGAGGCAGGCUAUCGUCCAACUCAAUACUCGGUGGGUCAAAUGUUACUGGAUCCCAGCACUUCCUUUCAGCCAUCAUCACAUACAGAUGGAGAGAAGUAUGCCCAUGGGAACCAGGGGGGCUCAGCGCAAUCGCCGCUUUUCGCAGCCGACUCGGAUCGCCCUUCACCUGCUCGAGACCGACCGAUCGCUCGACUCGAAACGCCUUUCAUGGUCCCCAGCACACCGGAAGAAGAAAGCGGACAAGUUGACCUGGUGGUGUUUGCCGAAGGCCUGGUGCAGUUCCACGGCAAGUGGUUUUUGUACUAUGGCCAAGCGGAUGCGACGAUUGGUGUUGCGGUUGCAGAUGUUCAAGAAUGA